Molecule: messenger RNA, 387 nt
Organism: Pyrenophora tritici-repentis Pt-1C-BFP
Lineage: Eukaryota; Fungi; Ascomycota; Dothideomycetes; Pleosporales; Pleosporaceae
Source: RefSeq, a predicted model, not a curated record
AUGCGAGACCUGGUGUCAGCUCUUUCUAGACUAAAGGGUUGCGUGGCCGCCUCGAUGCCUUGGAAGCAGGUGUCUUAUCCGAUGGUUAGCGACUACAACCCUACCGAUCCAUCCCCCGCUUCCGUCAGGGCGAGAUGGAAGAGAGAUGAGUUGGCGAGGGCGCUGCUCUCCCGAGCUGCGGGUAGCCGUAUCUUCGUCUGGGCCCAUGUGCACGUCAUUGCGAGCGAGGCCAGUGAAGGGAGUGUGCGAGGUGGAAAGGACCAAUUGCGGGGUAUGCGCCUCUUUGGUUACGCAGCAGCAACAUAUCAAGGUACUCGCAGUCCGUCUGACGUCCCGUCUGCCUCUCCUGCUCAAGACAACGGCUUUGCUCGUCUUCGGUGCUUCUAG